Messenger RNA from Durusdinium trenchii, 1308 nucleotides. The record is from the annotation of a GenBank genome assembly. Lineage: Eukaryota; Dinophyceae; Suessiales; Symbiodiniaceae.
AUGGUUGGAUCACGACCAAGCGCGGAGGAGAUUUUGCUUGGGAGCUCUGGGCUUUGUGGCAGCAACUGUGCUUGUGGAUGCUCUUUACCCAGAAUCUCAUCCGAUGUGUUCUGUUGGACGCCUAUGCCUUGCAAUCCUCGACUUUUUUUGACUGUGCUUCAGUUCACUAUGCCUCUCAUUACUGAGCCAUGUGACACCAUGAAGGAUUGGGUCAUCACAGGCAUUUGCUUUCUACAUGCCCAAGGGCAGACAGGCUUCAUGAUUGGAGCGGGCAUUGUUGCACUGGAAGUGGUUGCAUUGGGAGCCGGCUUUUACCCACGGUGGUGUCGCAUUUCUGACAGCUUGCAUAUCAGCCCUCCACUCUUGGUUCUGCAGGUGACCUUUGCUGUGCUGAUUGCCACACAACUGAACCUCUCCGUGAUUGUUCCGUACAUGGUGGUUUCUCUUUGUUGCGGCGACAUUGACGCUUGGUGGGCCGUGUCGUUAAUUGCGCUGGUGGUCGUCGCCUUCUUUUUGGAAUUCAAUGAAACAUGCAUUCGCUUUUCAGAAGCAGUGUGGCUACACCUCACUGAUGGUGGGCUUUUGGCCGUUUGCUCCAUCUAUGUGAUACUCUACUCGCACAUCCACACCACCAUGGACGACGACUGCAAGAGAGAUCUACAAAAGACCUAUUGGCCAAUUCUAGAACUGCCUCUCAAGCCUGCCACGCUUGGAUCAAACGAAACCUGGUGUGCUUGGAUCAAAAGACAUGCCCGGAACCAGUGCUUGUAUUUCCUGAGUAGUUCUCGUUUAUUGAUUGCCUGGGCUGAAGACUGCCCACAAGGGAGCAUUGCUGUGGUGCUGCUGAUGAGAUAUUCAGGUUUUCAUGCCUUUGGUCUCACAGGGUUCUCGGCCAUUGUGAGCAUCUCCAAGGGAAUCUCCAUCCCCUUCUUUCGGCGCGCCAUUUUGAAGCAGCACCAAGGGGCUGUUCAGAAGAAGCUGGAUGCCCUUGUGGAGUCAAAUGAGCUCAAAGCGGUGGCCGCGCAAGUGGAGGAGGCGGCUGAUGAGGUGAUCCGUGCAGACAGGCUGCCAGACGUACUGCAAGACGUCCUCAGCCACCCAUCGAUGCUCGUCUUGCAGCAUUUCCAAGUGACGGAGGCCAACAUCUUUCAGCCGAUUCGGGCCUUGCGCACGCGGUGGCUGGAGGAUGUGACCCAUUCCGAGGUGGCAGAACGGGUGCGGCUCCUGCUGGUGGGGCGCUACUUGCAGAAGGGCGUGAAUGCCCAAGAGCUUUUGGAGCGAGGAGAGGUGCUUUGUCUUCGAGCGUGA